GCUGCGCACGCGUGUGGCGCAGCGCUAGCUGUGCUGUCUUUGCCGUCUCUGUCGUCUGGGAAGCGGUCGGCGGUAGCGGUUAAGGAGUUCCUGUGCGUAACCCAGAUCAAGAGUUCUUGUCACCUCUCCCUUUUCAGCGUUUGUAAGAGAACUGAGAAAAUGGUGAAUGUUCUGAAAGGUGUCUUGAUUGAAUGUGACCCAGCAAUGAAGCAGUUUCUGCUCUACUUGGAUGAGUCAAAUGCAUUGGGAAAGAAGUUCAUCAUACAAGAUCUGGAUGAAACUCACGUCUUUGUAUUAGCCGAGUUGGUUAACUUCCUUCAGGAGAGAGUGGGCGAGUUAAUGGACCAGAACUCUUUUCCUAUUACUCAGAAGUAGAAAGACCAGAGCAAUAACAUUACCGAGAAUUUCAGUAGCUUGAGUUGUUACUGUAUUAAUAGAUACACUGUGGUUAGUAUGUUCUGCAGGGAAGUGACUACUCCAGAAAAUGGAUAAUUUUCAUAGACAAAAUACUCUUGAAUUGCAUUUUCUUUCUCAUUUUGAAAAGUCAUGGUAUCUUUAUUAAAGUCUUUAAAAGGAUACACUGGAGGAAUGACUGAUCUCUGGUUUUCCUUUAGGAUUUUUGUCUUGCAAGAUGGUAUGACCUAAAAACUACAGUAGUGUUUCUGUACCAGAAUGCUAUAUGAACACCUCUGACAUUUUACAGUCCCGUGGAAUUGAUUAAAUCUGAUUAUACUGUGACUGAGAGAAUGUCUGUUACCCUGUGAUUUGUGAUUGAUGGGACAUAUCCAUAAAUUGAAGACAUGGUCAGAUACUGCUAUAAAUUAAUGAGUUUUAUACACUAAAAUGAAAUUUGGUGUGAGUUUUCUUUGGUGGGGUUUGGU
This is a messenger RNA of Indicator indicator, 881 nucleotides long. It is a transcript of the gene GTF2H5, whose product is annotated as general transcription factor IIH subunit 5. The record is from RefSeq and is a predicted model, not a curated record. The coding region runs from base 160 to 375 and encodes 71 amino acids. Gene Ontology annotation, biological process: transcription by RNA polymerase II; nucleotide-excision repair; transcription initiation at RNA polymerase II promoter. Lineage: Eukaryota; Metazoa; Chordata; Aves; Piciformes; Indicatoridae. The transcript is spliced from 3 exons. Gene Ontology annotation, cellular component: transcription factor TFIIH holo complex; transcription factor TFIIH core complex.